Molecule: messenger RNA, 216 nt
Organism: Alternaria viburni
Lineage: Eukaryota; Fungi; Ascomycota; Dothideomycetes; Pleosporales; Pleosporaceae
Exons: 2
Coding region: 1-216 (71 amino acids)
Source: RefSeq, a predicted model, not a curated record
AUGCACCCCAUCCUCCUACUCCUACCCACCCUCCUCCUAGGCCCCCUCGCCUUCGCCGCAACACCAACCACAAACCCCCGCACUACAACCUACCGAUGGAUCCCCAAACCCGCAACCCUGCUAUCCGAGAUCCCCGGAUCCGGCGUUUGUGACGAGGAGAUUGAGUAUUGCAUGAAGAGAAAGAGAUUCAUUGCUGGAUUCGAGCUGACGCUUUGA